Penicillium olsonii is the source of this 753-nucleotide messenger RNA. The record is from the annotation of a GenBank genome assembly. NCBI's taxonomy places the organism in Eukaryota, Fungi, Ascomycota, Eurotiomycetes, Eurotiales, Aspergillaceae.
AUGGCGUCUUUCUUACAUUCAGGCCCGGCUUCCUCGGCCCUGCGAAAGCAGGCUGUUGCCCUUCGCGUCAACUCUGCCAAGUCCAUGGUUUCUGCUCCAGCAUGUAGUUCAUUUUCCACAUUAUGUCCUCAGGCGAGGCUCCAAGCUUCACGUAAGUCUUUUGUGAUCGUGUGGUCACGUCUCGCACGUCCUAUGUCAAAGCAUACACCUCGGAGGCACGAUUCUUGCCAUGUUUCGCGACCAGCAGUCCGCGGUGGAAAAAACAUGCAGAUGUCUCUUCGCCCUCAAUCCUCUCCUAACACCUCCAUCCGCCAAAGCCGCACCUUCCUCACCCAACUCCGCCGUCAAGCGCAAGCUUUGAAAGAGCACUCCACCUCCGCAUCGGCAUCCCCGACACCGGUCACACCCCCCAAGAAACCCAGCACUCCCUUGCAGCUCACCAACCUCCCUUAUUUCGUUCGCCGUACCGCUUCUAACCAACUGCCUGUCUACGUUGACACCAAGGCCGGCGGUAACAAGCAGCUCACCAAGGUUCAAAAGACCGAAGGUGAUCUGGACGCCCUCCGCAAUGACUUGGCUGUCGCGCUGGGCGUGACUGAUGUGCGCGGUAAACCCAACCCCGAUGUGACCCUGAACCGACUCACUGGUCACAUCAUUAUCAAGGUAUGUUUCGAGUUCCGUGAUAUCAUGAUGUCACACCGCACCACACCGCAACAUUCACUCAUGCAUGACACAGGGCUGGCGGAAACCUGA